Messenger RNA from Melopsittacus undulatus (budgerigar), 6269 nucleotides. It is a transcript of the gene MAP10, whose product is annotated as microtubule associated protein 10. Gene Ontology annotation, biological process: mitotic spindle midzone assembly; cytoplasmic microtubule organization; positive regulation of cytokinesis. Gene Ontology annotation, cellular component: mitotic spindle midzone; centrosome; mitotic spindle pole. Gene Ontology annotation, molecular function: microtubule binding. NCBI's taxonomy places the organism in Eukaryota, Metazoa, Chordata, Aves, Psittaciformes, Psittaculidae. The record is from RefSeq and is a predicted model, not a curated record.
AUGUUCGAGCUGGAGGUGUUGGUGGAGGCGGUGCGGGUGGCGGCGCCGGGCCCCAUGGUGUGCCCGGCCGUAACGCUGCGCCUCUUGGACUUCCCCACACUCCUGCUGCGCCCCGCCACCGGAGCACAGCCCCUGCGGCCGGGCCGGGCCUUCCCCUUCGGCCGCGGCAAGCGCUGCCUCUUCCGCUGGUGCCGGGGCUCACUCUGCGCCGCGCUCCGCCGCCGGCCGCUCCGCGUCCUGCUCCUGGCGCUGCCCGCCGGGCUCGGCCCAGGGCCCUCCCGCCUCCUCGGCAGCUGUGGUGUGUCCUUGGCCCCCGUCGCCGCUGAGUUGCUGCAGCAGCCCGGGGCGCCUGCCUCCUGCUGUCGCCGCGGCCGCUUCCCUUUGCGGGACACUGCGGGCCGCCCCGUCGGGGAACUGGUACUGCGCUACCGGCUCAGCAGCCUGGAGGCGGGUGAGCAGCCGUCCCCGCCGAGCCCCGUUAGCCCCCGCGCUGCCACUCCGCCUGCCACCUCCCCUGAGCCGGGGAGCGAGGAGGAGGAGGAGGAGGCGGGCGAGGAGCUGGAGGGCAACAUCUUUUGCCCUCCCAUGCUCUAUUACAGCCAUGAGCCUGCUAAGCCACAUAUGCCACCAGCAGCAGCGGCUGCAGGGCAGUGGGAACGUGUCGAGGCCUGGGGACCACAGGAGAAAGGCAAGGACCAGAGCCCCCCACGUCCCAGUGCUGGGCCCUCGUUGCUGCACCCAGCCAGCCCUCCACAGCUCUGCAGUGUCCUGGGGCAGCUGCCGGUACUUAGUGCCUUGAUGGCGGAGUUGUCAGUGCUCACCCACAGUGCUAUGCCUGGUGCUGUGCAUCCCCCUCUUGCCUGGCUCUACCAGGCUCCAGGAAGCAAUGGCAUUGCCUCACAGGCUCCCAGCCCCAGCCAUUCCUCUGCCCUCAAGCCUGCAGAGGCACCUGUGGGGCCUGGUGAGAGCACUGGAGCUGCCAACCCUCAACUCAAGCAAGGCCAUCAAGAGGCCAUCUCUGUAGCAUCUUCUCAGGUUGGGAGAGCAUCUAUGAAAGCUGUACCCCAGGUGGAGAUGGGCUCUGCAAGGAACUGUGGAACUAAGGAAAACAGACCUCCCAGAAAGAAAUUGUUGUAUGGGCUGACAAAUACACUGAGGCUACGGCUGCAGCAAACCAACCCUGAUAAACUGAUAAUUCAUGAAAGGAGAGAGCAGUACAGAAAAAAGCAAAUACAGAUGAUGAAGGAGAGAAGCCCUUUAUCCAACAGAAAGCUGGUCAGAAGUGCUGGAGAGCAGCAUGUGAUUUCUUACAGGCAUUGUAGCAAGGGAGACAGUUCAAAGCAUAAUAAUCAGUUCAAUAAAGCUAUUCAGACUGCAUUACAAAACAGUGCUCUCCCAGAGUCCAUUUCUGUGACACAAGAUAUGUCCCCUGACCUGCAGAAACAAGCCACUGCAGGUCUAUUGAAGAGUGAUGAAACUGCAAGCAAGGAACAUCCAUGCAAAAUAUCUACAGCCCCCUUACUGGAGGAAACUGUAUUAAAACCUGCUCACAAGGAAAUGCAUGAAAAAACGGAACUCCCAGAAGCUCUCCCAUCAGAUGCUAAUGCAAAGAAAAGUAAUGAGGAGGCAAUACACUUCAUCCAUCCUAAAACAACGGAGCAUGAUAAUGUGUCUGUAAUAAGUGAUCAUAAACCAGGCCCCAGCAGGAGUGCUGAAGACAACUCUGAAUUUAUUUACUCAGAUGACUUUGUUACUAGUCCUGAGAACACAGUUUAUUCAGAAGAUUUCACCAGUGCUGAGUGUACGGACAGAGACUCGGAAGCUCUUGACAGUAAUCCUGAACCUCUGUGGCCUGAAAGCCCAAAGCAAGGUUGCUCAGACACAGAGCUGGAAUCCAGCAGGUCCAGAAUUUCAAAGACAAGUCUAAGAGCUGAAAGUACUUCAGAUCUUCUGCCAGUUCCUUCAGCUUUAUCUCCAGUCCAGUCUUUGAAGAAACACCGUGACUUAAAAAUCAGCAAAAGAACUAGCAGUGAAUCUAUUGAUUCUCUUAACCUUGUUUGAACAGAGGUGUUGUUGUUAGAUGGAGAGCAGGAAGCCUGAUAGAUCAGCUUCACAUUGAACCCCUUAUGUUUGAUCAGCCUGUCAUCGUCAAGGAAGAAGGGUGAUCAGCAUGUUAAACAAGUAUCUAUGCUGAGAAGCAAAAAAGUUGAUUCUCAUACUGAUCUGAAUAUAGGAAAGGGGCAGACCUCUGCAGGAAAAAGCCAGUCAGUAACUCAAGUUAGCUCUUGCUUUAACAUGUCUGAUCUUGAACUUAGUGUCCUGGAAAAUAGUAUGCCAAAGAGGAUGAUUUUUUUUGGGGGGGAAAGUAUGUCUGCUUCACAGGCAAGAAAAAGAGAAGACAGAUGAAGGAUCAAAUCUUGUCUCACUAAACAGAAAACCCCGGUUUUGAAAUCUCAGAUUUUUGAGCAAGAAUAGCUUUUUUUAUUCCACAUGCAUUCCAUCCAUGGUUCUUUGUCAGAGUUUCAGGAAAGAUUAUUAACUAGUACUCUAAUUACAGUGUGGGCCCUUACCCACUGUGAGACUGAUGUAAAACCAACAUGGUUUCUUGCAGUCCCCCAGGCAUCUGCCUGUAAGAGCUUUCUGUUGUUACUGCAGGUUGAGCAAUCCCAUAAACACGCAGUUUCAUUUACGGCUUUGUUACAUGCUUGACAGAGUCAAUGGCUAGUCACAAAGUAUCACAAAUCCAAAAUAUUUACUAAAAGCUCCCUAUUUCCUAAUCUCCCAUAGCCCUCAGAUUUCAUAUACAACUGUAUUUUCACAAAAUUUACAGUAGUUUUCAUUUUGGUCACAUUGACUCUUAACUCCUUGUUCCACACUAUUAAGCAGUAAACUAUAGUUACUUCAAACUGAAGUUUUGUGGUGGUGUUAGUUACACUUCAAACUUUACUACAAUGAAAUUAGAAUAUAAAAAGUAACUACCUAAGUGUUAUAGAUCCUCACUAAACAAAGCCAUCUAACUUCUUACUUUUGACUUGUUACUUUAGCAACUGGUCUUUGUUUUAAGUCUAUACAGUAUUCUAGAAAUAAGGUAGAUGGCUGUUCCAUGAACCCCCAUAGUUUUAUUGCUUAAGAUAAGGGUGAUUAAGCAAAUAAAAUUGAACAUAAUGUUUCACCAUCAAUCCCAAAGUGAGCAAUAAACUCUUUGAUAUACACAUUAAUUCUCAGAAUUUAUGACCUAAGCCAAGUUUUCUAUGACUGUCUUUUAAACAGUUAUUUCAGCAUGCUAUUUAGUAAAAUAAAUUUAGAUAGCCAGUAUAACUGUGUAACUGAUGGGAAGAGCAGGAUAUCAAAUACUGACAAGUUGGGUCAUUUUACCUCUUCAACUGUAAUGUUUUCCUGCUGUUAAGUAGUUCUGAUCAGUCUCAGCCAGUGGCUAGGAACAUUUUUAAGAAGUCUCAGCCAAGCACGUUUCCUCCACUUCAGUUUUUAUUCCUCAGCUCCUGGCACUCUGAUUGUGUUUGUGAUUACUCUAAUGAAAGUUCCUACCACCUAUUUUACAACCUUUAAUCCCUUCAUCAUUGUGGAAUUUUCUUCCUUCAGUUUUCUGAAAUUACAUCCAGCUUUGAUAACUGUGCAAUUGAUUUUUUCCAUUGAGUUACUCAUACUCUUAGUACCUUCAUUUUCUAGGUCCCAGUAUUUUAUGAUGCCUGCUGUUGUAAUCAUUCUGUUUCUCUUCGUGUAAGUGCUGUUUAGAGUUAAAUGCUAGUAAUUAUUUGAAAAUCUGUGAGACUUUGCUUCCCUUUUCUCAGCAUUUGUCAACAGCAUCUACUUUACUGCUUGCUCAGCUUUGUUUGUCUAGAAAGAAGUCAAAUUAUUGGAUCUUACAUUCCCAUCCUUAAAAGGUUUUGUUGACUUCUACAUGCAAGACCUUCACUAGCUCCUAUGAAAUAGCACACUGCUUAUUUAGAGCUGCAGAAUGACCAUCCAGGACUGUGAAUAUUUGCUUGUGGUUAUCAGACACCAGGUUUCUCUGGGUCUCCCAAAUGUUGCCAUUAAUCCUUUUUUAAAGCUUAGAUGUCCAAACUAAUCUUUCACUUAAGAUGACUGAGGCCGUCUCUGUGAGAACAGAUGCUGGCUUUAUUUUAACGUGCAUUUAGAGCUAAUAGCUGUCACAUCUGCUAUAGCUAAUGUUUGCUACCAGCUAGCUGCUUGUAUUUUCCAUCCUCCAUUUUAGUCAGUACACUGUUUAAUUUUAAUUUCAGUUUUGUUCACAUUCAGAUUCUUCCCCCAUUUUAAAUUCCUUGUAUGUAUGCAGCUCCAUUACGUUGAAGUCACCCAGAUGAGCUGCAACCACUGCCUCUUUCUUGUUUGGCAUUGACUUACCUGUAUUAAACUGAUUUUGUUUUGGUUUGGCUUUUAUGAUUUCAUUUGACUGGUUUUUAUAUGACAACUGUAAUGUAAACCUUUCCUAACUUUAUGGAUUUUCCCAGAAGGGUAGUCAGUGUUCUCUAUUGGUUUCUAGAGGAUGAAUUUGAAUGUCUCAUGCUGGAGAAAACAGCAUUAAUCUUCAGUUCUGCAGAGACCUCUGCAAGUGAUUCACUUACCAAUUGUUUAAAAUAACAUGGCUUGCUAGAGGAAAUGUUCAAAUAACAUUGGAGAUACAUGUUACUCCUAACUAAAUUAACAUUUAAAGAUUGAUUGAGGUACAGUUAAUUAAGAAUUAAAAAAGCCAACAAACCAAAGCCACAAAACAAAACCUUAAAUGUUAAGUAAAAAAAUCUCCAGAUGUACAUUAUUUAUGUUUAUUCUAAUCCUAGACAUUUUUCAAACAUUUUGAAUGAUAGCCUAGUAAAUUUCCUUCAUAUGUAGCAGUAUCUGAACUAAAUCAGCUAGGAAUUUGGUUCUUUACAUAUCCAUUAACAGAAGGUAGCAGGAUUUCAAAAGGAAGUAAAGGUACUUACAUGGUCAGAUCCCCUGAAAUUCCACAGGGAUUAGUCACUUACAAAAGGUUGCAGAGUGGAAACCAGUGCAGAGCACUCUAACAGUAUUAUCUCCUGGAAUGCAAAAAUGUUUUUGGAAGAAGAUAAGUUAUGCUUCAACAAAUAUUUUCAGGGCCAUUUGGAAAGUUUAAUGCUAUCAUGAUUGAAAGAAACUCCCUUGGUGUCAAGGAAAUUCCAGCUCUUUUUCUCUUGUCUUUAACUGUUGGCAGAUUGAGUAUUUUUCCUGUUUCAUGCUUAUGUACUAAGAGCACAUACCCUUUGAUUCUCCCCUAAAUUUCAGUGCCACCAUGCAGUUGUGUCUGGUAUUCCUCACAGUAUCUCCAGAACCUUCCCCCAGAAUCCCUGUUCACCUUGAUGCCUUGCCUAUUCCAGCUUCUCCUCAUGACAUAUUUCAUGCAAUCUCUAGAACUCAGCUUGCCCUACUUAUCAUCAAAAAAGUCUCCAGACACUUCUCAGAUACCUUCAUUGGCUUGUUCUCAUCUUUGACAUCAAACUGAAGCUCUGCUAAUUGUCUGCUGGGCUCUGCAUAGUUUAUUCCCUUCCUAAUUCCCUGCACCUUAAUUUCCUACUCUGUGCCCAUUUGUAUGUAACUCUUCCAUUCUCAAAAAAACUCCCUAAAAAAUCUGGGAAUUGCUGUACAUCUGUUUCCUUCCUUCAUCUCAGUUCUGCUCUUUCUGCCUGUGGGUAGCUGCAAUGUUUUGAGUUACUGUCCACAGGAACAUGCCAGGUGUAAGACAGAAACCACCAGAUCACGGUCUUUGCAGUCCUUUAACAUUUCUUCUUACUCCUUUAACAUUUCAUCUUCUUACCCCUGACUGCUGGUAUCAAUACUAGGAUACAACUAUACUAAUGAUAAUGCUGAUCAAAAUUUAAUAGCAUAUGUAGUGAAGGAAACUUCAGGAAAAAAGGUCAAACUUUGCUAACCUAGAACACAAGGGAAGCUCUGUUACACCACAGGAUGCAGUUUUAAUUUUCUUAUCCGUAGCUCUAAUAAGACUCAGCAACAGAAUUACUGUAUGUAAGAAAAUCUAGUUUAUAAUUCAUAGCCAUAAUUCAUAGACAUUACUGUACUCUUCUGAAACAACAGUUAACAACCUUUUGAUUAUUGCAGGUCUGUCAUCUCCCACUGCUCAUGUAAUGCUACUUUACAGCCCUCUGAACAUCGUGCAGUUUCAUUUGUAAAUGGAAGAGAUGUGUAGGGUUUCUUCAAGAUAAGCAUCUAACCAGUUCAACAGGCAAGAACCUGAAAACAGCGUAUUUGUGUACAUU